Messenger RNA from Rubroshorea leprosula, 1107 nucleotides. NCBI's taxonomy places the organism in Eukaryota, Viridiplantae, Streptophyta, Magnoliopsida, Malvales, Dipterocarpaceae. The record is from the annotation of a GenBank genome assembly.
AGACGACGAAGAGAAUGCAAAUGCAAGCAGAUAAUGGUGAAUCUUAGAAGGAAUUCAUACUCCAAUGAGAACCCAUUUCAAACUCAAACCUCAUCUUCACUCUCAUCUCUUACCCAUUUCUUGAAGAAGCCCCAAGCCUUCGCUUUCUUGCUCUCAAGGCUUCUUUUGUUAACAUGGGUCUUCCUCAAAUUGCAACCAUCUUCUCCUUCUCAUGAUUUCCUAAGAAGCCAUGAGAAAUGGAGCCAAGACGAUGAUCUUAAGGCUAAUCUUGUUAGCUUCAAAGCUAGGUUCCCUUCUUCCAUUACCAAGGACAAGCGUGGGUGGUUACUUAAUCCCAUAACGCUUGUGCUAAACUCUGGUGUUAAAGGAAAUGGAGAAGGUGGAGAAGGUAACAAGAGACUGGUUGUUCUGGUGACCUACAAUUACUCCAACACCAAGGACGAGCUGCAUGGUUGCAUCGAUGAUGUGCUAGCUAUUAAAAAAGUCUUGGUGAAAAGGUUUGGGCUUGAUUAUGCUCAUAUUGAGUUUCUGAUUGAUGCACCAGGGUCCCCGAUUAUCCGUGCUAGUGCCAACAUCAAUCCAACACUUAAUUGGAUAAUGGAUAGGGCUAAAACAGAGGAUGUCCCAUUUUUCCACUAUUGUGGCCAUGGAACCAGGAUUCCUUCUAUGAAACUUGGCCAUCCCUUCAGACAAGAUGAGGUAAUUUUGCCUUACGACUUCAAUCUAAUCACUGGACAACUAGAUGAAGGCAUUUUGCUAAGUAGGUGCCAAGCAAAUGAGACGUCUGCAGACAUUAGUGAGAGUGAGAGUGAUGGCGGAGGUAAGGCAUGCGGGGCAUUUUGCAAUGUAGUGUAGAUGGUGCUGAAGGAGAAACUCAGGUCCAUUGAGCAACAAGGAAGUUGUGAUGAUGGCCAAGAAGGUUUUAUAAGCAUAAUGGUUCGAGCAACAUCCUUGCUUGUACUACAAUGAUGAGAAUGUUGAUGCUACCUUCUUGUGGUAGCCUGAAUGCUAGCUUUUAUCCCAAGUUUAAAUGUUUUACCUUUGGGAUUCAUUGAUCCAUGGUUCAAUUUGCAAGUUCGUGUGUAGGAAUAAUAAGUGAUUUUUUAA